Molecule: messenger RNA, 2410 nt
Organism: Gordionus sp. m RMFG-2023
Lineage: Eukaryota; Metazoa; Nematomorpha; Gordioida; Chordodea; Parachordodidae
Exons: 23
Coding region: 55-2322 (755 amino acids)
Molecular function (GO): metalloaminopeptidase activity
Source: RefSeq, a predicted model, not a curated record
AAAUUUUUACACAUCCAUUUGGUUGAAUAAUAAAUCCCUAUUCUCACGCAGAUUAUGUUCAAUUUCUUAACGGCAUCAUGUAUAGACUUUUGGAUUCUAUUCGUUGCUUUUAGAGCCAUAUCUUUCACGCGCGCCACCAUUUUUAUUGAUUCAAACGUACACAACGACUAUAAUCGGUCAGUUAAUCAAAACGAAAUAAAAUCGUUGAAUCACUACAACGUGGAUAAUGGAGAAAUUAAAAUUCAUAGAUUUCAUGAAUUACUAGGUCACAAUGGUCGAAUAUUUUUCCCUGGACAGAAUUCGUCUCCGAGAGAUCUACGCGUCAAGGUAUUCAGCAAGAGAAUUCAAAAAAUACGCAAGGUUCCCGGUGAAAAGAUUAAUUGGGAAAAUCAAAAUGGGCCAGAAGCUUUAGCGGAGAGAAAACUAGUAUUAUUGAGGCGAUAUAUGCUAGAAAGAAAAUUAGACGCUUAUAUUGUGCUUUCAACCGACGAACAUCAAAAUGAGUACGUGAAUGAAUUUGAUAAAAGAAGAGAAUUUAUAUCGGAAUUUACUGGUUCUGCAGGAACGGUAAUUGUUACUUUGGAUAAAGCGUUGUUAUGGACAGAUGGAAGAUAUCAUUUACAAGCUAGCCAGGAGCUUAAUUCGCAAAUAUGGACUCUUAUGAAAUCAGGUUUAGGAAAUACACUGAAUACGACAAAUUGGCUACGAACAAAUUUAAAAAAGGGUGAUACAAUAGGCGUGUAUGCUAAUGUCAUUUCUUAUAGUUUAUGGAAGAAUUACAGAGAUGAAUUGGAGCCAACUUUUAUCUUUCUUUUAGUGAGCGAAGACUUAGUCGAUUCGAUUUGGAAUACAUUAAAUAAAAAAGAAGCUAAUAAGAAUAAUAAGAUAUAUCUUCUGCCAGAGAAAAUAUCCGGUGAAAGUUGGGAAAAUAAAGUUGAAAGAGUGAGAAAACGUUCUAUAAACGAUAAUGGAGAUCAGCAAACGUGCGCAUUACUGAUUUCCGAACUGGAUGACAUAGCUUGGCUUUACAACUUAAGGGGCGACGACAUUCCAUACAAUCCAGUCUUUUUCGCUUAUAGUAUUAUCACGGACUCCUCCAUAUACUUGUUCAUAAACAAUAUCAAAUUACCACAGGAGGUCAGAGAUAAUUUACAGAGGCAUUGCGACGACGAGGACACAAAACUAUGCGUUAAAUUUCUAACUUAUGAUGAAGUUUACCAAUUCUUCCCACAACAUAUGAAUCAAUUCAAUAUAAUCAAGACACCAAAAUCAAUUAAUAUGAGAAUUUAUUCAUCAAUAGUAAUAUCACCCAAUGAGGAAAACAUAAAGAAAGCUUCACAGAACCUUGUAUUUUUGGAUUAUUCGCCGGUAAAGUGGAUGAAAAUUAUCAAAAACCCGAUCGAGAUUGAGGGAAUGAAGCAGGCCCAAUACAGAGAUUCGGCCGCUCUUAUAAACGCGAUAUCUUUCCUGGAAGAUGAAAUUGAAAAUGACAGAGAGUGGGACGAAAUAUCGAUAUUGCCUAUUUACGAAUAUUAUCGCAGCAAGCAAAAAUAUUUCAAGGGUUUAAGCUUCGAGCCGAUAUCCGCUGUAGGUCCCAAUUCUGCGGUUAUUCAUUAUUCGCCAAAAAUUGAGACCAAGAGAAUGAUAACUAAACAAGAAAUAUAUUUAUUAGACUCUGGGGCACAAUAUCUAGAUGGAACUACUGACGUUACCAGAACAUUUCAUUUUGGUUCUCCGACCAAAUUUCAAAAGGAAGUUUAUACACGAGUCUUAAUGGGGUCCAUUAAUUUGGCAUCUCUGGUUUUUCCUAACUACAUUACAGGACGCCAAGUUGACACGAUGUCUCGUCAGCCUUUAUGGGAAAUGGGAUUGGAUUACAGGCAUGGAACUGGACAUGGAUUGGGAGCUUUUCUAAAUGUUCACGAAGGACCCAUUUUCAUAGGCGUUGCGGGAUCAUUGGACGUUAACUUCAAACAUGGGAUGUUUUUAUCAGAUGAACCCGGGUUUUAUAAAGCCAACGACUUUGGUGUUCGUUUAGAGACGAUAGUUAUGGUAAAGAACUUUACGACAAAGUAUAAUUACUCAGAUCAAGAUUACCUAGCAUUCGAAUCAUAUACCUUAGUCCCGUUCGAACCUAAGCUGAUUGAUUACUCAUUACUGAAUUGCAAUCAGGUGAAAUGGAUAGAUGAUUAUAACUCAAACAUAAAAAGAUAUAUAACGCCGAUACUGAUUCAACAAAACGGAAGCCGCGCUCUAAUGUGGAUGAAUAAAAGAAUAAUUCCCCUUGAAGAUAUUCGGAUUAAAAAAGGUUGCCCCGAUUAAUUAAUUUUGAAUGGAAAAAUAUGCUCCACAUAAAAAAUGAUAUCCUAAUUUUAUUUAUUGUGAUUCCAUAUUCAUUUACUACCACAUG